UUUAUUCCCGAUUGAAAAUGGAACACAAGGACUAUAUUUUCAAACCAACCAUUUGAACGCCGAAACGCCUAUCACUGGGCGGAAUCCAGACUUUCUACGUCGUUUUGACGUCACCACACCCUUAUAAUAAAAGCCUCUAUGCCAAAUAAAUACUUCCUGACCGGAGAUUACUCCAAACACGCAGAGGGAUCGACGACACGGGCAAAAAUGAGGCUGCUCCAUCUGCUGUGUCUGCUCUGCUUGGCUGCUUGUGAGGCAUCCAGAGCAAGAGACUGGGCUCAUCACGGCGCGCCCAUGUUUGCCGACCUGACACCUCGGGAAAUGAAGGCCAUCCGGGCUUACUUCCACGGAAUCGCAGAAUUCGGACUCACCGAUGCUAGUAAUGUGGCUCUGAAGAAGAACAGCAUCCUGAUGAUGGAGCUCCAAGUGCCAAAAAAGAACGAAGCCUUGAGAGCUUUGGAUCGCGGUCAGGCCAAACCGCCGCGCCAAGCCCGUGUGAUUAUCCAGUUUGCGAACCAAACCAAGCCGAAUAUCACCGAGUUUAUUGUCGGACCUCUACCGUCUCCAAAGUCUCAUCAGGUCAAGAAGUUUAAGGGAGAUCGGCCUAUUCCGUUUGAGUCAAGGCCGAUGACUUUAAUGGAGUAUUCUCAUCUCAAUCGCACCAUUGGCAAACUCACAAGUAAAGCUCGAAAUCUUCUGUUGGAGACCACGGGAGGAUUUUCGUUAACAAACUGCUCAGAUCGCUGUUUGGUUUUUAUCGACAUAGCCCCGCGAGGGCUGGCUUCAGGUGAGAGGAGGUCCUGGAUCAUGUUGGUCAAGUUUGUGGAAGGAUAUUAUAUCCACCCAACUGGGUUUGAAAUACUGCUCAACCACAAAGACUUAAAUCCAGAUAAGUGGGCUAUUGAGAAAGUCUGGUACAACAGUAUGUACUUUGACAGCGUGGAGGAUUUGGUAGAAAAGUAUGAAUCAGGAGCUGUGGAGAAGAUCAGCCCAUCUGAUGACGACGAUGAUCUCUACUCCACUUACAUCCCUCGGGGUCAUAGCAACACUCCGACUGAUAUCCACGGGCCAAAACUUGUUGAGCCUCAAGGGCGUCGCUAUUUUAUCGAUGGCAAUUUUGUGGAGUAUGCCGGAUGGUCGUUCGCCUACAGAGUGCGUUCAUCGGCCGGACUUCAGGUCUUUGACGUCCGUUUUAAUGACGAAAGGAUCGCCUUUGAGAUCAGCCUCCAAGAAGCCAUCGCGUUCUAUGCUGGUGACACUCCUGCCGCCAUGCAAACAAAAUACAUCGACGCCGGUUGGGCCAUGGGUACUUUAUCAUACGAGCUAGCCGCUGGAAUUGACUGUCCAGAAAUCGCCACCUUUGUCGACCUUUACCACUAUUUUGACACCGACAAACCGGUGCGCUAUCGAAACGCGCUGUGUAUUUUUGAGAUGACCACGGCGGUGCCUUUGAGACGACAUUUCAACGCAUUCAAGGGAGGAUAUAAUUUUUAUGGAGGACUGGACAGCACUGUGCUGGUGUUACGGACAACUUCAACUGUUUACAACUAUGAUUACAUCUGGGAUUUCAUCUUCUACCAAAACGGUGUGAUGGAAGUAAAGGUCAGCGCGACUGGUUUCAUCCAUGCCACUUUCUUUACAUCUAAUGGACUUCAAUAUGGCCGCAAGGUGUACAACCAUGUGCUGGGAAAUCUGCACACGCAUCUCAUCAAUUAUAAGGUUGACCUGGAUAUUGCCGGUCGAGAGAACAGCUUUCAGACUUUAAAUUUGAAAUAUGUCAACUUCACAAAUCCCUGGAGCCCCAAGAAUUUCAUCGUCCAAUCCAAACUCAACUGGACGGAACACAAGACGGAGCGUUCUGCCGCCUUCCGCUAUGGCAAAAAGUUCCCUCGCUAUGUACAUUUUUACAACCCUAAUGAGAAAAAUAAGUUGGGGCAUCAAAAGGGAUACCGAAUCCAGCUAAACUCGCACGGCGAUAGCGUGCUUCCAAGAGGCUGGCAAGAAGAAAACAGCAUCACUUGGUCAAGAUAUCCUCUGGCCGUCACUCGUCAUAAAGAUAGUGAGGCCACCAGCACCAGUAUUUAUAACCAGAAUGACCCCUGGAAACCUGUUGUGGUGUUUGAGGACUACAUUCGCAACAAUGAAAAUAUUGUCAAUCAGGAUCUGGUUGCCUGGGUGACCGUGGGCUUCCUGCAUGUGCCUCACGCAGAAGACAUCCCCAACACGGCAACGCCUGGCAACGCGGUGGGCUUCUUCCUCCGACCCUUUAACUUCUUUGAUGAGGACCCUUCCGUCGCAUCCAGAAGCACGGUCAUCGUCCGACCCGGCCCGGACGGAAAGCCCAAAGUCCAACGGUGGACACCAGAGGUCGUAGGUCACUGUGUGACAGACAAGGCAUUUUUUUACAAUGGCACUUAUGCAGGGGUCUAGAAAAUGCCACAAAGAAAGGAAAGGUUUUGAAUUAACAAGUCCUAAUGAAGGAUCAUAAAAAAAAAAAGUUGUAUAGAAAUGUAAUGUUUUUUUGUAUUUAUGUGUGGAACAAACACUUAAUUUUAUUGCAUUUAAUUUGUUGAGGCUUCAUUUUACUUUGCGCUGCAUGUCAGAAAGGAGACGGGGUGACUUCUUCUGCCAAUCCAAGCAUUUCCAUGGAUGAGGCUUAGCAGUGACAGGCAUGCAGGAUGCAGGAUGCUCCGGCUCCGCACAGGCAGUGGUAAACCCGCUAGCUCGCAGCAUGCCCUACUUGCCCUCUUCGCAGGGAUGUUUUUAUCCGAAAGGCAACAAGGCUCCGAGUGCAAACAGUCCGAUACCGGAUCCUUUGUCAAACAAUCCAGGAUACCGCCUUGCUACCAUGGUAACCUAACUAUAUAAUGUGACAAAAUAUGCAAUGUAACAUGUUCUAUAUGUACAAGUUUCUGGCAUCACUUCAAAUUGUCCAAAUAAAUCCAAUUAUUGUAAUCAUAUUUGCAUUAAGGAAAAACUAACGUGUGCAAUUUUAAAUUGACUUGGAUAUGUGUCAGUAAAUAGCAACCCGUGCGUGCAAACAGAACUGCCAAAAUUUGAAACCGUUUUUAUUUGUGUGUCAGUGUUUUACAGUGUGGGUUAAAAGUGCAGAGUAUGAAAGCUGUGCACGAAUGAACGGACACAAAGUCGAGUAACAAGAAUUCCUGGCGUGAUUGCCGUGGAGAUGAUGGCAAUGACGUCACAACAGACAUACUUGGAAGAAUAUAGCGCACUGUAAAUUCAUUUUAAAAUGGCAUGCGGCAGUAUAAAUAAGAGGCCGGUGUUUGAAUUUAGUCAUGCAAGGAUGUUUAAAAUGAUUUGUCUGUUCUCUUAAAUUGUUUUACCUUAAUAAAAGGUGGAUGAACACA
Messenger RNA from Syngnathus acus (greater pipefish), 3368 nucleotides. It is a transcript of the gene aoc1, whose product is annotated as amine oxidase copper containing 1. The transcript is spliced from 5 exons. NCBI's taxonomy places the organism in Eukaryota, Metazoa, Chordata, Actinopteri, Syngnathiformes, Syngnathidae. Bases 139 to 2430 code for a protein of 763 amino acids. Gene Ontology annotation, molecular function: quinone binding; diamine oxidase activity; primary methylamine oxidase activity. The record is from RefSeq and is a predicted model, not a curated record. Gene Ontology annotation, biological process: amine metabolic process; response to antibiotic. Gene Ontology annotation, cellular component: plasma membrane.